ACGACGUGCGAUGUUUGUUUAUAACAAUAUGAGAAGCAGGUGAUAGUGAACAAUUGCAGGUAGUAAUAUGAAAUAACUGCCGGCAGAAAAAUUAUAAAGCUAUGUCAGAUCCAGAAGAUGAGGUAAAACAGGGGCCUUUCCUGUUUGGCCGGGACGUAUCUAAAAUACCAUGUUUUCGAAAUACUUUCCUGUAUGGAAUCACCAGUGGUUUUGGUGCUGGACUUACAUACUUUCUCUUCACAAGCCGGACAACAACAUCAUCACAUGUUGCUGCAGGAACAUUUGUUGGAGUUUCCUUGUCGUACUGGAUUUACUGCCGGUUAAAUUGGUCAAAACAGAAAUUUGAAUAUCAGAAACUUAAAUACGCUAUGAAGCAACAAAUGCUCUAUGAAGGUACUGAAUUAGAGGAGAAACUAAAAGAUUAUGCUAAGAAACUGGAAGAAAGUGAGAAGUUAAAAUAAUUUUCAGGGAUUUUGCCAUCAAGUUAUUUAUUUUAUAUUUUUACUGUACACUAGUUAUGCAAAGUGAAACAUUUUCUUUGUUACCAAGUGAAUUUUUCAUUCUUUGUUAACAAGAUAAUUUUUCAUAUCAAUAUUUUUGUAAAUGAUUGUAAGUUGUAAUCAUUUGUUUCUGAUUUAAUAUGCUUUCUCUAAAGGCUCUCCUGUCAAGUAAUAUUUGUGACAUAUUUGUAUAGGACAUGUUUCAUUAGAGAAAUGUUUUGGAAUACGAGGUCUUUUCACACUUGCUGUUUAAGAUGUAUAGCCCAUGUUCCAUUGUUAUAAAUAUAAACAAACAAUUUUAAACU
Messenger RNA from Schistocerca nitens (vagrant locust), 805 nucleotides. RefSeq names its product cytochrome c oxidase assembly protein COX20, mitochondrial (gene l(3)87Df). The record is from RefSeq and is a predicted model, not a curated record. NCBI's taxonomy places the organism in Eukaryota, Metazoa, Arthropoda, Insecta, Orthoptera, Acrididae. Bases 102 to 461 code for a protein of 119 amino acids. Gene Ontology annotation, cellular component: mitochondrial inner membrane; mitochondrion. The transcript is spliced from 3 exons. Gene Ontology annotation, biological process: mitochondrial respiratory chain complex IV assembly.